UGGUGCUAUUUUUAAAAUAGCUCUCAAGGACAUGUUUCCACUCUAACUAUAAGUAAGAUUGCAACCACUACAAAUAAAACUAGCACUGCUUCCACUAAAACUGCUAGUAACAUUGCUUUCACUACAUCUAGAACUAACAAUGUUUCCACUAAAAUCAGAAGUAGCUAUGUUGAUUUAGAAUUUUAAAAAAUAUACUCUGUGUUCUUCUACCUUUUGUUAGCUCCCCUGUUUAUACAUUACAGCUACCUAGGUAACACAGAAUGUAAUAUAUGAAUAUAAUGCACCCGACUUCCUUUUAGUUAGAAGCUAUCGAGGGUACUCAUCAACCAUGGUGCCCAGUUGACAGUCCGAGAUAAAUGGGGUCAAACUCCACUGAUGUACAGCGUCUCAAUUCAAUUCCCAGAGAUUGCAAAAAUUCUGCUGGAAGCAGAUCCAGAGCUAGUCCUGUGCCAGGACAGAUACGGCAAAUCUUCUUUACAUUUGGCAGUUGAUACUGGAAACGAAGAGAUUGUGAGGCUACUUCUGGAGCAUGGAGCAGACGUCAAUGUCAGAUGUCACGAGGGCUUGACCCCGCUAAUGUACUGCUGUACACCUGACCCUGACGGAAUGAGGGUGGGGGUUUUAAAGCUUCUUCUGGAAAGUGGGGCAGCAAUCGCUUUGAAAGAUCACAGGGGAAAGAGGAGUGCUUUACAUAUAGCUGUGAUAUCUGGAAAUGUCGUAGCGGUAGAAAUUUUGAUUGCUGCUGGAGCAGAUGUGAAUGAAAUAGACAAGACCUUGCGGACACCACUCACUCAUGCAAUAUCGUAUGGGGUCAGAGGCCCUGUGGUGAAUGAGGUGUUCAUGAGAAUUAUUAUGCUGUUAGUGUCUGCUGGAGCAGAACUGAAUGUCAGGGUCAGUGAGAGUUGCAACCCUUUGUUGACGUCUGCCCUGUUGAAGUCUGACACUUUAGUCAAGUAUUUCUUGUCCUUGGGAGCAGAUUGCAACAUUAAGUUCUCGUCUGGAGUAACUCCAUCCCUGGUGUGUGCCAGCAACGGUGACCUAGCCACUUUAAAGCCUCUCAUCUACCACAACUGUGACCUGACUAUCAAAGGCAACGUAUACAAGAGGAAGUGGAGGCUGGAAUUCAUCCUUGACACAUUUGAAUUGGCUUACAUGGAGGGCUAUCUCGACCUCUGUACACUGAUGAUCAGGUCAGGCUACCCUGUCAGCACAUUGAGACACGUUUUUGCCAGAGACUUGGCGGAAACUGAAGAGAAUACAGCGGUGCAAUUAGACUUUAUGGACCACCCCCAUUUAACAUUGUGUAACUCUCCACGACUUCCACCUGAUUUUAGAGAAACACUGAAAUGGUUUCUUGAAGUGGCAAGCAAUCCUAGAUCACUUCGAGAUGAAGCUGUUAGGGUAAUAAGAUUGUGCCUUGGCCAAAGACUGAUUCUCGGAAUCGAAACAUUACCCCUUCCUAGCUUUGUAAAAAACUAUAUCUUGUUUAACCAUUUGUUAUUGAACUAAAAGUUGGUCAUAAACCUGUGUUUUAUCACAGUUUUGUUGGUUGCAUUUGAUCUACAAAAAAAAACACUUAUUUUCAGAGCAUUGGUUUUAAAAAGUACUCUCUUUUUUUAAAAAGAUUGAAAAGGUCAUUAGAUGAAUAGAUAAGUCUUCAUGAGUUUGUUGUGAUGUAUUUAGUGUGUAGCAGCGUGGUUAAAGGUGACUUAUUCGAAUUCUAGAAUAAAUUUUGUUGAAGUUUAUAGAUUUUAAUUUUAAUUAAAUCAAAAGUAUUAAUAAAAUUAACAAAAACCAGUCAAAACAUGUUACAUUGAGCAUGAACGUAGACAAUUUUGAUAUAAAUAAAUCAUUUUAUUUCAUGUGGGUACGUUGACUCAUAGUCUGAUACUUCAUAAUCUGACACUGAGACAAAGUAUGCAUCAGAUGCACAUGCAUGUUUGUGACAUGCACGUCUUGCCUUUUUUUCACUCGGUCACGACAUGGCCUAAAGUGUGCCGAUGUGUCAAAAAACUAACUCAAAGCCCCUCUUUUCACUUCUUUCUUGCUGCAUUAAGUGGUGAUAGGUUCUUAAAUGUUUUUCUGUCAUUAUUAUAUUGCAGUUUACAUGCCAUAUUUUUUUUUUUAGUGUUUUCUUAUCUAUUUUAUGAUAGCAAGUGAAAUUGGUCAACUUGAGCAUACAAUACAACAUUCUCUUCCUGAAAAAUUGUAAAUUAUGAAGUGGUUCUGUAAUGAUUCCCCCAUGGUUGUGAAACUGUCCCUCUCGAGAGUCAAUGGUAAUUGAAUUCUGUAAUUCCAAAGUAAUGCCACACUCCUCUAAAUCAUUGAUUGUCAUAAGAAUUUUAGGUCUCUAGGCCAUUGAUAAGGCACCUAUACACUAACCUGGAUGAAAGGAAGGUGUUUGUUUUUUUCAGACCUGUUUUUUUUUUUUUCCCAAGGGUUAUUAUCUUUAAUAAAGACACUUGUAACUAGAAUGUGAAGGUGAAGCUGAAGCACUGACUCCGGGUAGUCCAUCUCAUUUUUAUCCCUUCUGCCUCCACUGCUUUGACAAGAGCCCCUUUCAGGAUCAAUGUGAUGGAUCAUAGGAUGGGGCCUACUUCAACUCUGCUGCCAAGUGCAAUGACCCAAAGUUCUUAAAUGUUUGUCAAUCAAUAUAAAAUGUAUUGUUUGUUUUUAAAUAACAAAUAACAGAAUUAGCAUUUUAGUUAUCACAUUUCAAGUUUCCCAGUCAAGAAUUGAACUUUUUUAGUGAAGAUUUUGAUAAUUUCACAUUGUCAUUGGUCAGAACUGGCUUUAUAAAGCUGUAUAACACUGACCAUAUCUUUUCAAUCGCUAGUGGGAAGCGUGGUCGAGAGGCCAAGUGCGCUUGAACUUGGCUUGGCUAGCUAGAAGGGGGCUGGAGGUUCGACACCCGACUCAGGCAGAGUUGUGUUUACUGAGCGCCUAAGGCCUAAAGGCAGCACGGAAAACCAACUCCUAGAUACCCCCUCCCCCCCCACUGGUCCACAAAUGAGAUUGGACCAAAAGUGCUCUGAGCAUGCUAUAAGCAUGAAAGUAGCGCUAUAUAAAAGCUAUAAUAAUAGUACCAUAAAUACUUUCUAAAAUAAAUGUUAGAUCAGUAGCCUUUAAAUCACCAGUUGGUCAAGUAUUUUGAUCUGUUCUUUUUUUCAAUGAUUGUCCCUGAAUGAUGAAUGUUAGAGGCAUACCUUGCCAUCACAUCAUUUAUAAGAUAACUUUUAUUUAUCAACUGUGUGCAAAUGUAGAGCCUAAAAUUUCAUGCAAUGUUCUUGCAUUGAAUACCCUUGUGAUAUUACCAUUAUGAUUUUUCUACUUGAUUUUAAAAAUUUGUUGACUAUAUAAAUAUUUUCCUAAUUAUA
Biomphalaria glabrata is the source of this 3377-nucleotide messenger RNA. RefSeq names its product serine/threonine-protein phosphatase 6 regulatory ankyrin repeat subunit A-like. Gene Ontology annotation, cellular component: nucleus; cytoplasm. Lineage: Eukaryota; Metazoa; Mollusca; Gastropoda; Planorbidae. The record is from RefSeq and is a predicted model, not a curated record. Gene Ontology annotation, molecular function: protein binding. The transcript is spliced from 5 exons. Bases 376 to 1509 code for a protein of 377 amino acids.